ACUAGAGGGCGCCGUCACGCUACCUAGAGGACACGCAGCGGCAUGCAGCAGCAGCAGCCCGGUCAGAGGCAGCAGAGUGUCGGGAACUCCUUCAGCUCCACUCUGUAUAUUUCUACUGACCCUCCGUUCACAGGAUUCAUUCAUUCAGCUGCUGCAGCGUGCGUCCACAGAGUCUCUCCAUCCAUCCGUCCGUCCAGCUGUUGUCUUCAUCCAGCGGUGCGCUGCGUCCGGACCUCGGAAGGUCAGACGGAUCAUUUUUGUUUUGCGGAUCUGGUAACUUUAUUCCAUUUUCUCUCCUCCUGAUCCGCGUUGAAUCACCGGGAGAUCAUCACUACAUUCAGCAGCUGUUGAGACCACUUGGUUAAGAGGAUGGAUGGCUGACCUUGGAGCUUGCUGAUUGGUUCCUUGAUCCUCCCUGGUCACAGCUGCUGUCAUGGCCAAAAGCCCGGAGGUGAAGCUGGCCGUCUUCGGCAGAGCGGGGGUCGGCAAGUCAGCUUUGGUGGUGAGGUUUCUGACAAGACGCUUCAUCUGGGAGUACGACCCAACACUAGAAUCAACAUAUCGUCACCAGGCAAACAUUGAUGAUGAGGUUGUCACCAUGGAGAUUCUGGACACUGCAGGCCAGGAGGACAUCCAGCAGAAAGAGGGCCACAUGCGCUGGGGAGACGGAUUCGUCAUUGUGUACGACAUCACAGACCGGGGAAGCUUCGAGGAGGUGGGACCGCUCAGAACUCUACUAGAGGAGCUGAAGAAACCCAAAAACGUUCCUCUGGUCCUCGUGGGCAAUAAGUCUGAUCUGGACCACAUCCGGCAGGUCGCCACAGAGGAGGGCGAGCGGCUUGCAGCUGAGAUGGCGUGCGCCUUCUACGAAUGUUCAGCAUGCGCCAACGAGGGCGGCGCUGUGGCCGAGGCUUUCCACGAGCUGUGCCGCGAGGUGAGGCGCCGCAAGGCUGUGCAAGGCAAGGCCAGACGUCGCAGCUCCACCACACACGUCAAACAAGCCAUCAACAAGAUGCUGACCAAGAUCAGCAGCUAGGGAAGAGCCACAUUAGCAACUCACAAUGCAAGAAAUGUACUUUUUUCUCACGUAAAUGUUAACGCCACUAUCGGCUCAGAAAUGGACUGAAUGUAACUGGUUCAACGUUGAAACUGUUCUUUACUUGUUUUCCUUGAGAAGGUUCCCAGGUGCAAUACCUGCUCCCUCUGAAAGAAGUGAACUCUCUCUUUAUUUGGAUCAAAAUAAUCCUGGGAUCUGAAAUGUUUUAUAAUGCAUCAACAACAGGACGAUGUUCUCAACUUUUUGCUCUCUUAGAUCAACAACUAAGAGAGAUGUGGGUCUUAAAGUCUUGCAUGCAAGCUGUCUUAUUUAGCAUGCUAAGAUCAAAGCAUUUUUAUGUCAAACAAGAUUUGUAGUUCCUGGUCUAUAGGGCAUUAUUGUGUUGUUCUUCUGCCCACGUGUGUCAACUGUCCUGUCAACAGUUGAGGAAAAAGAUCAGAGAACAACUUGUAGCUGUAAGUAGAGCCGCUGUCUUUAAGUGAUGUCAAACUAUGAACAUUUGAAUAAGUUGUCACUGCCUGUUCUUCAAACCUUGUAUGAAGUCUCCUGAUGAAACUAAAUGUUCGUAAAUGGCUCGCUGUGUUUGAGCGGGGUAUCAAGUCAUGGGACCUUAUUGGGCCAUUUUCUGUAGACUUUAAAAGGUUGGUUCCAACAUUUCACAUUCCAGGGAUGUUCUUCAUGGCUGUAAUAGUUCUAUUGUAAACUAAAGUAUGUAUGAUAUGAUGUUAUAUAGCCUUAAGCACUGCUGUGUCUGAGGUGUGUACAGAACCCAAAGGCAUCUACAGUAGAUGACACCGUCUGAUAAAUGUAAUGUUUUUUCUUUAUCUACGUGAGCUGUAUGAUCAAAACACCUAGCUGUGCACUUGUAAUUAAAACCUGAAACAUAUCCUCACA
This is a messenger RNA of Notolabrus celidotus (New Zealand spotty), 1951 nucleotides long. RefSeq names its product RAS-like, estrogen-regulated, growth inhibitor (gene rerg). Gene Ontology annotation, molecular function: GTPase activity; GTP binding. The transcript has 5 exons. Bases 434 to 1036 code for a protein of 200 amino acids. The record is from RefSeq and is a predicted model, not a curated record. NCBI's taxonomy places the organism in Eukaryota, Metazoa, Chordata, Actinopteri, Labriformes, Labridae.